This is a messenger RNA of Vitis riparia (riverbank grape), 1757 nucleotides long. Its product is annotated as aluminum-activated malate transporter 2-like. Gene Ontology annotation, cellular component: plant-type vacuole membrane. The record is from RefSeq and is a predicted model, not a curated record. NCBI's taxonomy places the organism in Eukaryota, Viridiplantae, Streptophyta, Magnoliopsida, Vitales, Vitaceae. The coding region runs from base 77 to 1597 and encodes 506 amino acids. The transcript has 6 exons. Gene Ontology annotation, biological process: malate transport.
GAGAUACAGGAGAAACAGAUCUCUUCCUGUUUCUCCCUCAAAUAUAGAUCUGGGCUUUCUUGAUUUUUCUGUGGAAAUGGAAUCUGUGGAUCGUGAAAGAGCAGGGCUCAUUGCUCGUGGCUGGAGGUGGCCAUGGGGUUUGAUUGAGAAGUUUAGGGAUAAGAUGGUAGAGGCUGCAAGGAAGGCAAAGAAACUUGGGCAGGAAGAUCCCAGAAGGAUUAUCCAUUCUCUAAAAGUGGGUCUUGCUAUCACCUUGGUCUCAUUGAUCUACUACUUUAACCCUGCGUAUGGCGAUUUUGGGGUGUCUACAAUGUGGGCUGUUCUAACUGUGGUGGUAGUCUUCGAAUUUUCGGUAGGAGCAACGCUUGGAAGAGGUUUGAAUAGGGGGUUGGCCACAUUGUUGGCUGGUGCUCUAGCUGUUGGUGCUCAUUACUUGGCACAUUUACCUGGCAGGCCAGCUCAGCCCAUAAUCCUGGGUAUCUUUGUUUUCCUUGUGGCUGCGGCACUGUCAUUCCUAAGAUUUUUCCCUAAAUUGAAGGCGCGAUACGAUUAUGCCUUGCUGAUAUUUAUAUUGACGUUCAGUUUGGUAUCUGUAACUGGUUAUCGGGAUGAAGAGGUGUUAGAGUUGGCCCAACAUAGGCUCUCAACCGUCCUCAUUGGUUGCGCCACGGCUAUGCUUGUAUCCAUAGGCAUCUGCCCAGUGUGGGCUGGCUAUGAUCUUCACAAGCUGGUUGCUGGCAACGUUGAAAAGCUUGGGAACUUCUUAGAAGGAUUUUCAGAGGAAUAUGUUAGGGUCUUGGACGAUGGAGAAUCCAAGGAUAACAAAACAUUUCUUCUAGGAUAUAAAAGUAUUCUGACUUCAAAAAACACUGAAGAUUCCUUGGCGAAUUUUGCAAGAUGGGAGCCUGGUCAUGGUCGUUUCAGGUUUCGUCAUCCUUGGAAACAAUACCAAAAGAUUGGAUCCCUAGCUGGCCAAUGCGCCUAUCGCAUUGAAGCUCUUAGCAGCUACCCUCACUCCCAUAUCCAGGUCCCCACAGAGAUCCAAAGCAAAAUUCAAGCGGCUUGCACAAAUAUGAGUACGGAAUCCGGAAAAGCUUUGAAGGAACUAGCAUCUGCAAUCAAAAGUAUGACAAAACCAUGCUCUGUUGAUCCCCAUAUUGUAAACUCAAAAAUUGCUGCCGAAUCCCUCAAAUCGUUGCUCGAAACUCAUUUUUGUGAAGACGUUGACCUUCUUGAGCUAAUGCCAACCGCUGUAGUAGGUUCAUUACUGGUAGAAGUCAUCACUUAUGUGGAGGAAAUUGCUGAGUCUGUUCAUGAACUAUCCUCACUUGCCCAUUUCAAGGAUGGCAAACCCGAGCCCGAGCCCGAGCCCGAGCCUGAGCCCGAACCCAAACCCACACUCGAGCAACCACAACAACUUCAGCAAACAAUUCAAAAAUUCUCUGGCAUGGACGGACCUCAUCAUAUCAUUACAAUUAAUGGGUUAUUGUCCAUUAAAGCAAGUGGAACUGUCGUAAAUGUUACAAGCACAGACGUUACAAAGGGCUCCAAAACUAAAUCAAACGAGCGGCAGAUGCGGCAUGUUUUUUCAUUCUAAGGCAAAGGAUUAUCAUUAUCUUCACUUUUGAGUUCUGUUUCGAAAGUAAACUGCAUUGAGGAUUUGAUUUUACACUUACAAAGUGAGCGGCUUUGUGCUUUGCUUUACUUUAUCUUUGUUGAAAAUUAUUUGUAAAAUAUUACUUAUUCUUUGAUAUCAA